Amphimedon queenslandica is the source of this 1735-nucleotide messenger RNA. Its product is annotated as U3 small nucleolar RNA-associated protein 15 homolog. The coding region runs from base 28 to 1656 and encodes 542 amino acids. Lineage: Eukaryota; Metazoa; Porifera; Demospongiae; Haplosclerida; Niphatidae. The record is from RefSeq and is a predicted model, not a curated record. Gene Ontology annotation, molecular function: protein binding. The transcript is spliced from 12 exons. Gene Ontology annotation, biological process: positive regulation of transcription by RNA polymerase I; rRNA processing. Gene Ontology annotation, cellular component: nucleolus.
UGAAUAUUAAAUUAACCACGUGGAAACAUGGCAGACUUCAAAAGACUCGAAGUGAAAAAGAAAGCUAGACUGGUUCCCAUAAAUUACAAAGAAAACUCCUUCUGGGAUAAAUACCAAUCUCCAAUUAUUGUCAAAGAAUUUGCUGCAGUGACUUGUAUUGAUUUCUCUCCUGUACCUCCCCACGACUAUGCUGUCACUACGGGAUCUAGAGUCCAGAUAUAUAGUUCUAGUAAUAAUACGAUUAAGAAGACAAUAACACGAUUCAAGGAGACUGCCUCCUCUGCUCGGUUUCGUCACGAUGGUCAGUUGCUAGUAGCUGGAGGCGAUGAAGGGGUGAUAAGGAUUUUUGACAUGAACAGUAGAUUUGUCCUGAGGCAAUUGAAAGGUCAUUCAAAGCCAGUAAAGUCAGCCCAGUUCUCAGUAGAUGGACUCCACAUUGUGUCUGGAUCAGACGACACUGUACUUAGGUAUUGGGACAUUGCCACAGAAACCAGCAUAUCAGACCUACACGGACACGAAGAUUACAUUCGGUCACUCUCUCUCGUCCCUUCUUCUCCUUAUAUGGUAUUGACAGGAUCCUAUGAUCACACAGUCCGUGGGUGGGACCUACGUUCUGGUGACUCCGCCUUUAAAUUAAAUCACGGAGCGCCCGUAGAAGCCGUACUAGUUUUCCCGUCAGGCGGUACCUGUGUGACAGCUGGUGGUAACUUUGUUAAAGUCUGGGACCUGCUUCGUGGUGGGAAGCCGUUUUGCGGUUUUUCUAAUCAUCAGAAAACCAUCACUAGUUUAGUAUUUGAUGGAUCUCAUCAAAGGAUACUAUCAGGUGGUCUUGAUCGUCAUCUUAAAGUAUACAGUGUUGAGGAUUAUCAUGUUGUUCACAAUAUUACUUACCCUGCUCCUAUACUCUCUAUGGCAAUGUCUCCUUCUGAUAGUCAUGUGACUGUUGGCAUGACGACCCGUCUCCUGUCUAUUCGUCAUCGUCCUCACCAUAAAAUCGAAUCUUCUUUGCCAACAGACAGUCAUGCUUCGUUAUUUGCUCCUCCUCGUAGAGCUAGGGGUUCUCGCCCAGGCACUCAGAGAUAUUUUAUGAGAGGUUAUGACCUGAAGCCACACGAUGAUGAUCAUGUUGUUAGUCUCCAUCACAAACCUAAAUACGAUAAAUACGAACUCUGUUUGAAAUCGUUCAACUUUAAACAAGCCCUUGAUGCUGUUUUGGAAAUGGAGGUCAAAAAGCGUAAUGGUAAGGCAUCAAAGGUCUACAGUGUGCUCCAAGAAUUGGCUAGAAUGGACAGGCUUCAUGCAGCAAUAGCUUAUAGGUCUCCUCCAGAGAUUAUCCCUUUAAUCAUUUUCCUAAGAAAAAAUUUAUUAACCUUUGGCUAUACCUCAUUCCUAGCUGAUGUGUGUGACAUUGUGAUAGAUGCUUAUGGUCAUGAGCUAUCGGAAUCAAAGGAGCUUCGAAUUCAAUUUGAUUAUCUUAAGCAGGUUCUGUGUCGUGAAUUGAGGUUUCAAAGGGAAGCUGUUGGUUUGUUGGGAGUUAUUGAUACUUUACUAACGGCGUCGACUGUAGAGUGGAGCAAAGGAAGAUCUGAUGAGAAAAAAGUGGCAGUUUCUGCUAAGGACACUAUAAAGAUGGAUGUAGACACUAGACGUUUAUAAAAUAAUUUUGUAAUAGCCACUAGUUUUUUAUUAAAGACAAAUAUUUUGGUGGGAACCACUGCAACCUGCCAACAGUAGC